GCCAAGCAACUGUGUAGCGAGAGUUGUGCAAGUCUUCCGGUUCGUAGCGUACUUGUAACAUCGGGGAGAAGGACAGCAACUAAACAGUAGCUCCACAUAAUAGCAAAUUUAUGCUCUUUUUCAAGAAACUUUCACACGUUUUUAAAUCACAGUCUUAUCGUUAAAAUCUCAGUGAAUACAAGUAAUGGAAAACGGCCUGUCGAGCACCGGUGACAUCAGUCUGGACCAAGCCAUCCAACAAUGGUUGCAGUUUGACAAGAAUCCAAAGACGGCGGCAGCGGUCCGUGAGAUGGUGAAGGAUGGGAAGGUGGAGGAGUUGCGGAAGUGUUUCAGGGCGCGGAUGGAGUUUGGUACCGCUGGCCUCAGAGCCUCCAUGGGCCCUGGCAUCUCCUGCAUGAAUGACCUCACCAUCAUACAGACCACACAGGGUUUCUGUGUAUAUCUGGAGCAGUGCUUCCCUGAUCUGAAGCAGAGGGGCAUGGUCAUAGGGUUUGAUGCCCGGGCCCACGUGCCCAGCGGGGGCAGCAGUAAAAGGUUCGCCACCCUCGCUGCGGCGGUGUUCAUAAGCCGCGGGGUGCCCGUCCAUCUCUUCAGCGACAUCACGCCCACUCCGUACGUGCCUUUCACUGUGUCUCGUCUGGGUCUGUGUGCCGGAAUCAUGGUAACCGCCUCCCACAACCCCAAACAGGACAAUGGCUACAAGGUGUACUGGGAGAACGGGGCUCAGAUCAUUCCUCCUCAUGAUAAAGGCAUUGCAGGUGCGAUAGAGGAGAAUCUGGAGCCGUGGCAUGAGUCAUGGCACACAGAAGACGCCCUACAGAGCCCCCUACUGAAAGACCCCUACAAUGACAUGCACUCAAAGUACAUGCAGACCAUACAGAAACACUGCUUUCACAGGGAGCUGAAUAAGAGGUCAGAGGUAAAGGUCGUCCAUACCUCGGUUCACGGCGUGGGUCAUAAGUUCGUUCAGGCGGCCUUUGAGGCCUUUGACCUGCGUCGGCCGUACGCUGUGGAGGAACAGAAAGAUCCAGACCCUGAGUUCCCAACCGUCAAAUACCCCAACCCAGAGGAGGGCGAGGGUGUUCUGACCCUGUCCUUUGCGCUUGCAGACAGAGAGGGGGCGACUGUGGUCCUGGCCAAUGAUCCUGACGCUGAUCGUCUGGCCAUCGCUGAGAAACAGCAGAACGGUCAGUGGAAGGUCUUUUCGGGAAAUGAACUGGGCGCCUUGCUGGGCUGGUGGGUGUUUCAGUGCUGGAAGCAGCAGAACGCAGGCAAGACACCAGUGAAAGAUGUCUACAUGCUGGCCAGCACCGUGUCUUCCAAAAUCCUCAGAGCCAUAGCACUCAAAGAAGGCUUCCAUUUUGAGGAAACUCUGACUGGCUUUAAAUGGAUGGGGAACAGAGCAAAGGACUUACUGGAUCAGGAGAAAACUGUGCUGUUUGCUUUCGAGGAGGCUAUUGGUUAUAUGUGCAGUCCAGCGGUGCUGGAUAAAGAUGGGGUGAGUGCGGCAGCCAUCGCUGGAGAGUUUGUCUCCUACUUGGCCACGAAAAACACCUCGCUCUCCGCCCAGCUCAAAGCCAUCUACGAGGAAUACGGUUAUCACAUCACCAAGAACUCCUACUUCAUCUGUCAUGAGCAGGAGACCAUCCGACAGCUCUUUGAGCGUCUGCGGAAUUACAACGGCGAGGAAACGUAUCCCAAGGACUGUGGGGGAUUUGCCAUAUCCGGAAUCAGAGACCUGACCACCGGAUAUGACAACAACCAGCCGGACAACAAAGCAGUUUUGCCCACUAGUAAGAGCAGUCAGAUGAUCACUUUCACUUUUGCUAACGGGGGCGUGGCCACGAUGCGCACCAGUGGCACUGAACCCAAGAUCAAAUACUACACCGAACUGUGUGCCGCACCCGGCAACAGCGAUCUGAACCAGCUGCAGGCUGAACUGGAUAAACUGGUGGAUGCGAUAGUGGAGCACUUCUUCCAACCCAAGAAGAACAAUCUGAAGCCACGCCCAGAGUGAGAAGACCGCAUAAUCCAGCCUUCAUGUAUUACGCCAGUUCCAAAGUCUUAACCUGUUCCACAUGACAACUUAAUAAGUUUCCUAAGAAACAAUCUAAGGCCACACUUAACAUUAUCACUGUACUCGCUUCUCAUUACUGCCGUAACUGCAGCACUGCAGAGACAAUGUCAUUUUAUAACACUCGCUCUUUUCAGGUUAUUAUUUUUAUUUUUAACAUGAUAACUUUUUUUAUUUAUCAUGUUAAAAAAUAGAUGUGGGAAAGCCUGUUUGCUAGACGUUUAUCUCUUAAAAUGAUAUUCCACUGUUGCUUCCAAACACUGUUUUGUUUUUUGGGUUUUUUUUUUUUUUUCGAAAUGUUCUGCACACAGGAUGAGGAUGCUGGAAGAUGAAUUUUUGCUUCUUUUUUUUUAAAUAUUUGACCAAGUUAACUGUGAAUUUGAAGUUAUUUAUGAUCUGAAGUAUUGAUUGAUUGAUGAACAUACAAAUGUACAAUCACUGAUUGAUAUUGUUCAAUUUCAAAUUGAUUUGAUUUGAUCGAUUUCAAAUGGUUCCACGAUGCUGGAUUUGUCAGUGACUGUCCAGUUACUGUUUUUUUUUUGUUUGUUUUUUUUUUUUAAACUUGGGAGGCCAGCAAAACAUCUGUAAACAAUUUGUAUAAGGGAACACUGACUCAGUAACCUUAAA
Messenger RNA from Chanos chanos (milkfish), 2701 nucleotides. It is a transcript of the gene pgm2, whose product is annotated as phosphoglucomutase 2. Gene Ontology annotation, molecular function: phosphopentomutase activity; magnesium ion binding. The transcript is spliced from 13 exons. Gene Ontology annotation, cellular component: nucleus. Lineage: Eukaryota; Metazoa; Chordata; Actinopteri; Gonorynchiformes; Chanidae. Gene Ontology annotation, biological process: carbohydrate metabolic process; purine ribonucleoside salvage. The coding region runs from base 185 to 2017 and encodes 610 amino acids. The record is from RefSeq and is a predicted model, not a curated record.